AUGGAUCCUAACAUACGGUUACAACUCUACCUACGCUGCCCAUCUUUCGGAACUGCCCACAAUAAUGAAGCAAUGAGAAUCAGGGAUCUAAAAGUGCGACCAGACAACUUUGAGAUCAAUGGGACUAUCUACAGCCUAGGAGUGAUUACCCAAUACACGGACACACCGAAUCCAAGAUCUGUAGUUUUGGACAACGCUAAAGGUGGAAUCCAAGAAGACGUUGAUGUCUACGGUCUCCCGCCAAGACAGACACAAGAUGAGGCAAAAAAUGUGGAAUUGGAUAACGGUGAAAUUGUCAGUUUAAGAGAAACGAUAGAAAGAAUGGAGCAAGAUGAUGCGAGACGAGGAAUUCCUGGAAAGCCUGGAAAUCGCAUUAGGAUUCAGCGGCUCAAUUUGAAGGCUGAAGCAUAUAACAUGAGAAUCAACGAUACUCCGCCGCCAUACCGUCAUUAUCUGCAAUUGAGCAUUUCAGCAGGAGAACUAGUGAAAACGGAGCGUGUGGUUUUUGACAAGAAUUUUGGAAUUGCCCGCGAAUAUAUUGAGAAGAUGGUGUUUGGCAUCAGCAAAGUUCGAGUAGAAAACCUUCAAAUUGGUGGUGACAAGUAUCUAACUGAUUGGGAUAACAACAUCGGUUUCCAGCACGGUCCUCCUUGCCAGGAUCCACUUUUCCAGUACACACCACAAACAGAUAGUGUGAAACCAUUACUGUCGAUUCGAAGUGUAGAAAUAGGCGUGCUGAAAGUCACUGGAAUACUGACGAAUGCGUUGGCUAGUCUCAGACCCAUCUUGUCUCAGGUCCCAUUAAAAACACUAAAGGCAGUUUGUCAUCGACGAACUUUUCCCGAGGACCCAAUUGUUAACACAACAGAGUUCCUUAAAAUCGAUGGGGUCUCGCCAAUAAAUGUACUAAGUAACCGUCCAAACGACCGAAUUCAUAUCCGUUUUUCCUUUUGUCAAAAUGACGAAGAUUUGAUCAACUUGGUAAACGAAUGGAAACAAAGGGAGAUCCGAAUUGGAACUUAUUACUCGAUAAAAGAUCGCUAUGAUGACUCGAUUACGGUUAUCUUCAGAACGUUAAAAAACAUUCCAGGUGCAAAGUUUGGCGAGAACGAAGAAACAAGAUUGACUGCAUUUCCGGAGUGCAUCAUUGUCCCGAUGGGAAACGAUACGGAGCUGAAUGUCUACCGCACCGAGCCGAUUGAAGUAGAGAGGGACUCCUACAGUAGUAUUGUGAAAAUAAAUUGGCAACCGAGAGGAUAUGCUACAGCUAACGAGGAUAUGUAG
Messenger RNA from Caenorhabditis remanei, 1284 nucleotides. RefSeq lists its product as uncharacterized. Bases 1 to 1284 code for a protein of 427 amino acids. The record is from RefSeq and is a predicted model, not a curated record. Lineage: Eukaryota; Metazoa; Nematoda; Chromadorea; Rhabditida; Rhabditidae. The transcript is spliced from 3 exons.